AUGUAUUUUACCUCCUCGAAUCUUUCUCGGUUUUCAGGUGAAAAACCUUACUCAUACGAUUCAUCUGGAGCAGCGACAACCUGUUCUUCAACGAAUGACCUUCCGCCAAGUGAUCGAAGUCGCACCGAAAGUCUAGAUCAAAGUGAGGAUGGAUCAGAAUGUGAGCCAGGACAACAGUGGACCCAGGUGACUCGUCCGACGAAUGCGCGUCAUAAUCAAAAAAACAAAGUCAACUUACUUGCUGGAGUCCAGUCAAAUGGUUUCCACCAGCCAAUGAACACGUGUGCACGAUCUUUUCACGGACCUAAAGAUUAUAAUAGGAUUCCUAGACACCUUCGUGCAUCCGCCUUGCCACGAAACAAUAGCGGCUUACAGAAUCCCUCAAGCCUUCUUAAUGGCACUUUAACAUACUCGCAACCGGAUUGUUCCAACGGGCCUAUCAACGUCAAGUUGGAAGCGGCCACGUCAGCCGUGCAAGCUCCUGUAAUUUCUUCCUCUUCAUCUGCCAUAACCCCUCCUGAUCUGCAUAGCGGUUUGCAUAUCAGAGAGGAUGAAAACAGUGUCCGUUUGCAAGGUAGUUAUCUCAGGGGUCGCAAAACUUUCCGUCAAAUGGGUGAGGUGAAUGAUCUUCCGGGUCGCACCCUACAUUAUCAUCAACCGUCUCCUCCCGUUUGCUCGGGCUCAGGUGUCACUCACACUGGUACUCCACAGCCAAACUUUGUUCGAGCUGUUUGUACACACGUUUCUCCUACUAGUAUAACGACGAAAACCAACUCACAGAAUGAUCCCGGACGUCGUAAUCCUUUUGCUUGGAGACGCCCACAUUGCUCGAUGCCUUAUGGUGCUCGUAACCUGUCUUUUCAACGAUUCCAUGGCCCCAAUCAGAGCGCACCCCGGCCCUACCAUAAUCACUCUCGCUAUCGCCCUGGUGUCAUUCUGGGCUCUAAUGACGCCUCUGCUGAACUGAAUGACAAGGUUAAGGAAUCGUCUACGGCUGUGUCCUCGGACACUUUGGUAACAUCUGUAAAGAGCGAUUCGGUGGAUUAUCAUCCUUCUGCCACAGGAAAAAGAACUUCCUGGGCAGCCGCUGUUGCUUCCGCCCCUCCGGGAGCAGAAAAAGCCUCUGCUUCCACUGAUGUUUGUACAGAAUCCCUUCAGUCUCAACUUCUUCCCUUUUUGCUCAAUCAGUGGCAAUUAUUUCGCGGAAAGAAUUGA
Messenger RNA from Dicrocoelium dendriticum, 1215 nucleotides. NCBI's taxonomy places the organism in Eukaryota, Metazoa, Platyhelminthes, Trematoda, Plagiorchiida, Dicrocoeliidae. The record is from the annotation of a GenBank genome assembly.